CAUUUCCGUCCUCUGCUGCAUCCUUCUGUCGCAUUGACGUUUCGGGCAUCCGAUCAACUUGUACCUCGUUCCACACAUUUUCCCGCCGGGAUUCACGCAGUCACCAUCAUGAACACUCUGAACCAACAGUACGAGGAGAAGGUGCGUCCCUGCAUCGACCUCAUCGACUCUCUUCGCUCUCUGGGAGUAGAGAAGGACUUGGCGCUGCCUGCUAUCGCCGUGAUCGGAGACCAGAGCUCGGGGAAGAGCUCCGUGUUGGAGGCGCUGUCGGGGGUGGCUCUGCCAAGAGGGAGUGGCAUUGUGACGAGAUGUCCUCUCGAGCUGAAGAUGAAGAGAAAGAGAGAAGGAGAAGCGUGGUACGGGAAGAUUAGCUACAAGGGCCAUGAAGAAGUUAUAAAAGACCCUGCAGAUGUGGAGAAAAUGAUUCGAGAAGCUCAGAAAACAUUGGCAGGGGUCGGGGUUGGGAUCAGUGAUGACCUCAUUAGUCUAGAGAUCGCCUCUCCUGAUGUUCCUGACCUGACCCUCAUUGACCUGCCCGGCAUCACCAGGGUGGCUGUAAAGGGACAGCCUGAGAACAUUGGAGACCAGAUAAAGAGACUGAUCCAGAAGUUUAUAACAAAACAAGAGACCAUCAGCUUGGUGGUUGUUCCAUCCAACGUGGACAUAGCAACCACAGAGGCUUUGAAGAUGGCACGGGAGGUGGAUCCUUCUGGAGACAGGACUUUGGGUAUCUUGACCAAGCCUGACCUGGUGGACAAAGGCACAGAGGAGACAGUGGUUGAUGUUGUCCGUAAUUUUGUCAUCCAUCUGAAGAAGGGCUACAUGAUCGUCAGGUGCAGGGGUCAGAAGGAGAUCACUGACAGGGUGACUCUUACUGAUGCUAUAAAGAGAGAAAAGGCCUUCUUCCAGGAUCAUGCCCUUUUCAAGGUUCUCUACGAUGAAGGCCAUGCAACGGUUCCUAAACUGGCAGAAAAACUCACCCUUGAGCUUGUGCAUCAUAUCCAAAGAACUCUACCUCACCUGGAAAAUCAGAUAGAGAUUAAACUAACGGAGACCCAGGAAAAGCUUGAUAAAUGUGGCAGCGGACCCCCACUCGAUGCAGCUGAGAAACUCGGUUUUCUCAUUGACAGAGUGGCAGCGUUUACAAAGGAUGCUAUCAGCUUCAGCACCGGGGAAGAAAUCCAAUUUGGAGGCCAACUCAAUAUCUUUGCCACACUCCGAGAACAGUUUACGGGUUGGAAAAAUAACAUAGAGAAUUCUGGAAUAAUAUUUAACCAGAAGAUUGAGAAAGAAGUGAAUCAGUACGAAAAGAGGUACCGUGGGAGAGAACUACCGGGUUUCAUAAACUACAAGACCUUUGAGGACAUGGUCAAGGAGCAGAUUAAAAAGCUGGAAGUUCCGGCUGUGCUGAAGCUCAAGGAAGUGACAGACCUUGUGAUGAAAGAGCUGUUUGAGUUGGCACAGAGCAGCCUUGUUGGAUUUCCUAAUCUCAUCAAAAUUGCUCAGGUGAAGAUAAACACCAUCACAAAGGAGAAGGCGACUGCAGCAGAGUCCAUGCUGAAGACUCAGUUUAAGAUGGAAAUGAUUGUCUACACUCAGGACAACAGAUACAGCAAGAAGCUGGUGAAGCGCAAGAGGGAUGAAGAUAUGCUGUGUUUGAAAUUCAGCAAUGACAGUGGGGCCACCCUGAGAGAGAUGAUUAAACACCUGCAGUCUUACUACAAAAUUGCUGGUCAGCGGCUGGCUGACCAGAUCCCGCUGAUCAUCCGCUACCAGGUGAUGCAGGAGUCUGCCGUCCAGCUGCAGAGGGAGAUGCUGCAAAUGCUGCAAAACAAGGAGAACACAGAGCUGUUCCUUCAUGAGGACUGUGGCAUAAAAACAGAAAGAAUCCGCCAUCAGAAUUGCAUAGAGCGAUUGUCAGCGGCACGAAUUCUGUUAACUGACUUUAGUCUGAACACAUCCAACUUCAACCAAGGGCGUAGGUUUGGUCCCAAGCAGGGAAGCUACACAACAACCCACCCAGUACCCCCCACAUCCACCGCCGUGAUGGCAACUGCUGCAAAACGCAAAAGAUAAAAAUACUAACACUAAAUUCUGACAGCCAAAGGGUUAUUUAACCUAAUACUUUAGAUCUGUAUUUACAUUUCAACAGAGUAUACACAGAUCAAAAACUAAAAUAUAGCAUGAUUUUGGAACAGACUUUCUAAUGGAAAUGAGAAAAAACAUAAAACAAUAUUUUGGUUUUCAACAUCCAACAUCGACACUCAAAAGGUUUACCUAAAUUCUGUGUAAUAACUUUUUUCCUUUUAUAUUCUGUAGUAUUCCUUGUUUUAUUUUGCAGCAAGAUUGCUGCAAUCCCUCAGCAAAGGCUUGCACAUAGCUAUUAUUUGUUACAUUGGGUUUUACAUUGUUAAUCAAUGUGUUGUUAUCUUGCAGUAGAAUAAUAAAGAAGAAGAAAAAA
This is a messenger RNA of Pungitius pungitius (ninespine stickleback), 2461 nucleotides long. RefSeq names its product interferon-induced GTP-binding protein Mx-like. The transcript is spliced from 12 exons. Gene Ontology annotation, cellular component: nucleus; membrane; cytoplasm. Gene Ontology annotation, molecular function: GTPase activity; microtubule binding; GTP binding. The record is from RefSeq and is a predicted model, not a curated record. The coding region runs from base 109 to 2076 and encodes 655 amino acids. Gene Ontology annotation, biological process: defense response to virus. Lineage: Eukaryota; Metazoa; Chordata; Actinopteri; Perciformes; Gasterosteidae.